This is a messenger RNA of Neoarius graeffei (lesser salmon catfish), 2740 nucleotides long. It is a transcript of the gene acaa1, whose product is annotated as acetyl-CoA acyltransferase 1. Gene Ontology annotation, molecular function: acetyl-CoA C-acyltransferase activity. Gene Ontology annotation, cellular component: peroxisome. NCBI's taxonomy places the organism in Eukaryota, Metazoa, Chordata, Actinopteri, Siluriformes, Ariidae. The record is from RefSeq and is a predicted model, not a curated record. The transcript is spliced from 12 exons. Bases 72 to 1328 code for a protein of 418 amino acids. Gene Ontology annotation, biological process: phenylacetate catabolic process; fatty acid beta-oxidation.
AGAAGAGGAGACCCCAGCGCGAGAGAAGGUUAAAGUCCUGGAGUCGUUGGCUUCCGGUCCCUCAGACAGACAUGAACAGACUCAGGCUGCUUUCCUGCCAUUUGUCACCGUCACGCGCGGAAUUUCAUCCGUGUGGCGCGCGCGCUCCAGCUGAGCCUCAGGAUGUGGUGGUGGUUCACGGCUUAAGGACCGCAGUGGGGAGGGCGGGGCGGGGCUCCUUCAAGGACACGACCCCAGACGAGCUGCUGAGUGCAGUGUUAACAGCAGUGCUGAGAGAUGUGAGACUGUCCCCAGAUAAACUCGGGGACAUGUGUGUUGGUAAUGUGUUACAGCCCGGUGCAGGAGCUCUGAUGGCCCGAAUUGCACAAUUCAUGAGUGGCUUUCCAGAAACGGUGCCUGUGUACACGGUAAACCGUCAGUGUUCAUCUGGACUGCAAGCGCUUUUUAACAUCGCAGGUGGUAUCAGGAACGGAUUUUAUGAUAUGGGCCUUGCAUGUGGGGUGGAGAGCAUGUCUCUGCGUUCUGUUGGAAACCCAGGAGAUCUCAGCUCUAAACUGAUGGACAAUGAGAAGGCCAGAGAGUGUCUCAUCCCCAUGGGAAUCACCUCCGAGAAUGUUGCAGAGAGAUACGGCGUGACCAGAGAGAAGCAGGAUUCAUUUGCUUGCAGCUCUCAGCACAAGGCAGCUCAGGCUCAGAAACAGGGUCUAUUCAUGCAGGAGAUUGUUCCAGUUACCACCAAGUUUGUGGAUGAGAAUGGAACCGAGCGCACCAUCACGGUCACCAAGGACGAUGGCAUCCGGCCAGGCACCACCAUGGCAGGUCUGGCUAAACUGCGCCCUGCGUUCAAGGAGGACGGCAGCACCACGGCAGGUAAUGCCAGUCAGGUGAGCGACGGAGCAGCAGCUGUGCUGAUGGGCCGCAGGUCUGUGGUAGACGCUCUUGGUCUGCCGGUGUUAGGAAUUCUGAGAGCCGGUGCUGUGGUGGGUGUUCCUCCAGAUGUGAUGGGUAUCGGGCCAGCCUACGCGAUUCCGGCUGCCCUGAAGAAGGCAGGUCUGACUCUCGAUGAUAUUGAUAUCUUUGAGAUCAAUGAAGCCUUUGCUAGUCAGGCAGUUUACUGUGUAGAGAAAUUGGGCAUCCCGAUGGAGAAAGUGAACCCCAAUGGUGGUGCCAUCGCUCUGGGUCACCCGCUGGGCUGUACAGGUGCUCGCCAGGUUGUGACCUUACUCAACGAACUCAAGCGCAGGGGCAGGAGAGCCUACGGCGUGGUGUCUAUGUGCAUUGGAACCGGCGUGGGAGCCGCUGCAGUCUUCGAGUAUCCCGGACCUUGAAGAAGAUUGUAGUUCGAUACAGUGUGAUGAGAAGCUUGGAAAAGAAGCAUGUUGUGAUCAGGAAGAUGAUGUGGGGAAUUGCUAACUCUAAUUAAACACACAGAUAAGAAUUCAGACUCUCCUGCUUUAGUCAGAGUGAAUAAGACUCUGUAGAAGACUGAAACUACUUCUAUAAAUACACAGUGAUCAGUAAGUAAAAAUUGUAAUGCUAAAGGAGUAAUUAGGAGUGGGAGAAAAGCAACAAGUAGCUAACAGAAAAUAAUGGAAGUCUAGGACGGGGCAGCCAUCUUGGACAUCCAGAAGCAAUUUUUAUCCCCCGCUGGCUGAAAGGCCCGAAGGGGGGUUAUGUCGUGGCGAUGUCCGUCUCUCCCUCCCUCCAGAGAAAGGGUGCUCACCUUCUGAAAUCAACUCCUCUCACAAUUUUUGGAGGAAUUUCAUGAAACUUGGCAGGAUUCUGUGUUAUAAGUCAGUAAUACGCAUAUUGUAAUUUCGUUAAACCGGACCACAUUUUACCAGAGUUACAGCCCUUGAUUAACAACCUUGCACUUUCACAAUUUCAUGAAGGUGUGUUUGCCUUCUGACAUCAACUCCUCUCACGCUUUUUGGAUGAAUUUCUUGAAGCUUGGCAAAAGGCCUUGUUAUAUGACGGUAAUACGCAUAUUGCGAUUUAAUUUCGUUUGUGAAAAUUUGACCAGAGUUUUGACCCUUGAUUAAAUAACUUUGACAAUUUCAUGAAGGUGUACGUUCUUCUGAAAUUAACUCCUCUCACAAUUUGUGGAGGAAUUUCACCAAACUUGGCAAAAGGCUUUGUUAUAUGACAGUUAUACGCAUAUUCAAAUUUUGUUUAAUUUGGGCAAAGUUUACCAGCGUUACGCCCUUGAUUAUUAACAAACUUGUACAUUGGCAAUUUCCUCCUUCCUGGGAAGGGUACUCACCUUCUGAAAUCAACUCGGGUCGAAAUUAAGCAUGUACCGACGGACAUGGGCAAGUCAUUCUCAUACUCGGGCAACAAUAAAAUUAUCACUAGUUGUCCGUCGGACAACUGUGUUUGAAUGUCUAUUUUACCAAUAAAAAUUAAGUUGUUGUGAUUCCUAACAGAAACAGAACGAAAACUUUAUUUUUCCCGUCUUCUCUUUCGUUUGUCCUUGACUUUGGUUCGUUGCGGUAGUUGACGCUUCCAUUCGCGAGAUGGCGCUACAUGAUAUUAUGAUUAUUCACACGAGGCGCCACUGUCACGUAGGCUAGAACGAACGACGCGUCUUUUUGGACUGAUUUUUAAUUCUGAUUUGAUCAGUUACACUUGACCAUGAUGACAUGAUGUUUUCUGACUGUUUAACAUGUUUAAUAGAAGACACUAGUAGUUAUACCGAGUUGUUUUACUGUUCAUCAUGAUGAAAUAAACACCAAACACA